Messenger RNA from Frankliniella occidentalis (western flower thrips), 2127 nucleotides. RefSeq names its product glutamate receptor ionotropic, kainate 4-like. NCBI's taxonomy places the organism in Eukaryota, Metazoa, Arthropoda, Insecta, Thysanoptera, Thripidae. The transcript has 10 exons. The coding region runs from base 50 to 1837 and encodes 595 amino acids. The record is from RefSeq and is a predicted model, not a curated record.
GUCGCUGGUGUCGCCUGCCGCCCUGCGGGCGCUAGACGGGCUGGUGGUGAUGAGCGACAGCGACGUGCUCUGGGUGCAGGCGCGGGGUGCGCGAGGGAGCGGCACGGCGGCCAACGACUCGUCAACGGACAGCAACGACGCCUGCCCCAGUCAACUUCAGGGCUUCGUCAUGUUCCGGUCUAGCCUGGCCCGCGAAAUCCAAGCGUACCUUGCUGCCGUGGGGUGCGCCAACGCCGCGGGCGGUGCGGAGUGGAGGUGGGCCCUCUCUCUGGAGGAGGAGAAGGCAGUCCAGGGGCGGCGCGGAGACCUGCAGAACGCCACGCUGCGCUCGCCUAUCAUUAUAAACUUCCCCGAACUUUACACCUUCAUCGAUGAUCUCCGGGAACGGAAGCGGGACUAUCGUCCGAAGACAAACUUCCCCGUCGUGAGGGUCAUGGCCGAACAAGCGAACGCCCACAUGCUCGUGUUCCAGCGGUGGGACUACGGCUACAACAGGGACGCCAACGGCAUGUUCGACGGGCUGAUGGGCGAGCUGCAACGCUUUGAGUGCGACCUGCUCUCCACCGCCGUGUACGUCACCGACGAGCGGCUGUACGUCCUGGACUCGGUGGCGGAGACCUUCCCCCUGAGGACGGGCGUCAUUUACCGGAUGUCUGGCUCGUCCCACUCGGCGGCCGACCUCUACCUGCGCCCCUUCUCCCGGGGCGUGUGGCUGGCCACCUUCGCCGUGUCGAUGGUGUGCGUGGUGCAGCUCGUCGCCUCGACGCGGUCCUGGAUGACGCGCAUCACCCUCGGCUGGGACGAGUGCCUCACGUCCGUGAUCGGGGCCCUGUGCCAGCAGGGCGCGGAUAGGACCCCCGAGACGGUGUCUGGCCGUACCGUGAUGGUGUUCGUGCUCCUCCUGAGCUUCUUCCUCUUCACGUCCUUCUCGGCGUUCAUCGUUGCGCUGCUGCAGGCGCCGGCCCGGCCGCUGAGCUCGCCCCGAGAGCUGCUCGCCUCCCCCCUCAAGAUCGGCGGCAUGGACGUGGCCUUCAUUCACGCCUGGUUCAGAGGGGAGACGUCCAAGAUCCCUCGCGGAGUCGUCGGGGACAUCUUCGUGAAGAAGAUCAAGAGCCACGAGCGGCCCGCCUUCCUGCCGGUUUGGGAGGGCAUCGAGCUCGUGCGUGGCCGGGGCUACGGGUACCAGGCCGAACUUAACGAGGCGUACCACGAGAUCCAGGAGAAGUUUACCCAGAGCGAGAAGUGCGACCUGUUCGAGAUGGAGCUGUUCCCCAGCGAGGCCCAGAUCAUCGUCACCGUCGAGAAGUCUCCUUACCGAGAGGCGUUCUCCAGAUUCGUUCGCUGGCAGCGGGAGCUGGGACACCUGGACCGCAUAGCCAAGCGCUGGUACGCGUCCCGCCCGCGGUGCGAGUCCGGCGCUCGGGGACUCACGCCCAUCGGGGUGCGAGAGGUGGUGCCGCUGCUGUUGCUCCUGACCUACGGCAUUGCGCUGUCGCUCCUCUGCCUGGCCGUGGAGUGCCUGACGGCGCGACACCAGGGCAAGCAGCCCACCCGCUCCCUCUGCCUGCGUCUAUUCGGAGGGCGGCCUCGGCACCUGCAGCAGCGGGAGCAGCGACCGAGACGCGCCAUGGGUCAACAGUGGACCGCGGACCAGGUCGACUGGCCGUGGAGGCCCGGACCGGCCAGCCGGAAAGCCGCUCACGUCGGCGACGAGGAUCGCGAACCGGGGCCGGCUCUACUCCUGGAGAGCCACACCCUCUACUGGCAGACGAGGGGCCGCGCCCUGGGGCACUUCGCCCGGCGAGCUCAGGAGCUGCAGCCGCACUCCCGUCAUUGACGGUCUUAGUCCUGACGGGGUGGAUGAGGUGGGCAGCAGCCCCUCGUCAGUACGUUGGAGUCAUGGUGGAGUUCCAUUGGGACUCGUCGUCAUUUUGCGAGAUUGACAAGGUCUUCAUGACAUUAAGACCAUUUUGAUCCACAUUUGGUCGCAAGAGAAAACAACAAUAAACACAGUUUUCCAAGAAUUUUUAUUCAGACUCAUAGGACCAACUAACUAACUAACUACACAAACUGAUAGUCAGGAUUAUCACAAUACUGUGGCGCAUAUCGGCCACAGGGAAGACAGGA